Penicillium robsamsonii is the source of this 1737-nucleotide messenger RNA. Its product is annotated as RING finger domain protein. The transcript is spliced from 5 exons. NCBI's taxonomy places the organism in Eukaryota, Fungi, Ascomycota, Eurotiomycetes, Eurotiales, Aspergillaceae. Gene Ontology annotation, molecular function: ubiquitin protein ligase activity. The coding region runs from base 1 to 1737 and encodes 578 amino acids. Gene Ontology annotation, biological process: protein polyubiquitination; protein monoubiquitination. The record is from RefSeq and is a predicted model, not a curated record.
AUGGACCAGCGCCGUAGUGAGGUGAUGGAGCUAAACCUUGCAACCCACCCCUGGCAUGUCGCCUGUAUGGAUGAUGUCGAUUUGCGACAGGAAAUCCUCCAGCGGACACUUAAAGAGGUAGCUGAUGAGGAGAAAGAGUCGGCAAAUCCUUGUGUUAUUUGCCUAGACACUAUCACAGAGCCCUGUGUGGCACAGCCAUGCCACCAUGUCAACUUCGACUUCCUAUGCCUUGUCAGUUGGAUUGAGCAGCAGCCAAAAUGCCCGCUAUGUAAAGUCGAGUUGACAGCAGUGCAAUACGAACUCAACGCUACACAAGGUCCGAAGCUAUACAAGGUCCCGCCGCCGAGCACAACAAUCCCGGCAGCUCCAGCCGUUGUUCACUCACGUCCUCGUAAUCGCUAUGGCCCACGAGGAGGGCGACGUCCUCCACCCCCACCACGACUAUCGCCAGAUGACCCGCUCGAGCGCCGGCGCAAUGUCUAUCGCAACCAUACAUACUCCAUGCGGGUUGGGUCCAAUCGGUUGUCCCAGUAUCGAGAAUUGACGCCUGACCUCUUCAGUCGUGACGAGGAGCUCGUCUCGCGCGCUCGGAAAUGGAUCCGCCGCGAACUACGAGUCUUUUCUUUCUUGAACCCGGAACCGGAGGAAGUAGAGCGGACAACCUACCAGGUCCCGCGCCCUGGACCCGAACGGCUGGAGAAUCGCAGGGCGAACAAUGCCGAGUUCUUGCUGGAAUAUGUCAUCGCUAUCUUGCGCACGGUCGAUCUCAAGGGCAGUGCUGGACAGGCGGAGGAGCUGUUGCGUGAUUUCAUUGGCCGUGAGAAUGCCUGUCUGUUCCUACAUGAGCUACAGGCGUGGCUGAGGAGUCCGUAUAAUUCUUUAGAGGACUGGGACCGUCAUGUUCAGUACUCGAAUACUCCGCGGAGUACGUCUGACGGAGGGAUCAUCUUUCAUGCACACGUCCUUCGAGGGCUCCUAAAGGCGAAUAAGGGUACCAUGUUCCUGUUACCCGGAGGGUCGGUCGUAAAUUGCAUCAAACGGUAUAAUCAGAGAGGCCCCGAUAACCUCGCUCGACUGGAGGUAAACCUCCUACGCGGAGUACGGCUGCUAGGUCAAUUCCCAUUUUUCCAAUGUGACCCCGAGGAUUUGGCAGAACAAUGUAAGGCGAAAACGACUAGGGAGUUGAUGCAAAGAAGACGGCGCGCGAAGAAGGUCGAAGCUAAUAAUAAGCGGCUGGCCCUCGAGUUAGACAUGGUUGUUCUCGUCUUUCCUGAUCGUAACGACUUGCUGACGUUUGAGCCUAUCGGCGAUAAGUUCCGUGACUCCAGCGCUAUCUUGGGCGAGGGUCGUUUGGGCACGCAACUGAGUCAAUUUAGUCAGCACCCACUUCAUAUAGUGAAGAUCUCGCAGGAUCUCGAUGAGAGACAUCUUACGGUGAAUGAUAACAGCGAGACUACGGGGAUCUCGGGGUAUCAAGCCAAGCCCGCCUUCAUCCUCGACCGACUGCAGCACCGCCACUAUUUGGGUACCUUGAUGUUUACCGACAACAGCUACAAGCACAGUGUGACUCCUGCACAUCAAUUUCGCCAGGAAGAAGGUGCCGUCCACGAUAUGCUGAUCCUCAUCACUCGGAAGCCUGAGCUGCCAGGAUAUCCGUCCAAAAUCAUGGAUUCGAUGGAACCGAACCGGCGACUUCCACUGCAGUUUCCGCUAUGGCUACCUUACGGAUUCCAAUAG